CGGCUUGAGUUGUUUCUACUCUCCAGAGUGUCAGCUAGUUAUUUGUGGGGAGGCGCUGUAGCCAUUUCGCCACAUGAAAGCCCGAUGAGCUGAACGAGCAACAUCCGAGUUGUUCGUGGAGAAGCAGAAAUCAGCUUUGAGGAGCUCUGCGCGCACACACGUACGCGAACUUUGCGCGCAGAAGACGCACAGCGCUCACACACUCACACUUCCUCUCUAUCCACCGUGGAAAAAGAGAGAGAGAGAAAGAGAGAGAGGGGGGGAAUAGAGAGAAGACGCACGAAACUUCCAACUCUCCCAUGUGAAAAAGAGAGGUUUGAAGAUAAGGUGUAUUUUUCCCCCUCGGACCUCCUUUCCUUCCCCAUUCCUCUCUCUCUCUUUCUCUCUCUCUCAGUUCUUUUGCCGGGAUAUUUGUGUUUCUAUGAGAGCCUCUCUCGGCGAGAAGAGAAGUUUGGUUGUUUGCCUGGUCGGCUGAGGAGGAGGAGGAGGAGAAGAGUCUGUUUAAAAGAUGGUCCACAACGCCGCUUGGAGAAGAGGCUUGCUAUGCGUCCUGGCGCUCUACCUCGGCUUUGCGUCCCCGCCGUGCAAAGCUCGGAUUUACACCAACCAUUGGGCAGUCAGGAUAGCCGGGGGACCCGAGGUGGCUGACCGGAUAGCGGAAAAAUACGGCUAUAGAAACAUGGGACAGAUUGGGGAUCUCAGAGACCACUAUCACUUCUUCCAUAGUCGGACUAUUAAGAGGUCGACUUUGUCCAGCCGUGGUCGCCAUAGUUUCAUUUCCAUGGAGCCUAAGGUGGAGUGGAUACAGCAGCAGGUGGUGAAAAGGAGGAUCAAGAGGGAUUUCAAACAGGCCCCGCUCCUUUCGCUGUCAAGCCCCGCCCACAGCAGCCCAGCCCAAAACAACAUAUUCUAUAAUGACGCCAAGUGGAACAGUAUGUGGUAUAUUCACUGCAACGAUGACGUCCAUAAUUGCCAGUCGGAUAUGAACAUCAUGGGAGCGUGGAAGAGGGGCUACACGGGUAAAGAUGUGGUGGUGACCAUAUUAGAUGACGGGAUCGAGAGGAACCACCCAGACCUCUAUCAGAACUACGACCCUCAGGCAAGCUAUGAUGUCAACAGCAACGAUGUGGAUCCCAUGCCUCGAUAUGAUGCGACCAACGAGAACAAACACGGCACACGGUGUGCGGGUGAAGUUGCUGCAGCUGCAAACAACUCCCACUGCAUUGUGGGAAUUGCCUACAAUGCCAGAAUAGGAGGUGUGCGAAUGCUGGAUGGAGAUGUAACGGACAUGGUGGAGGCCAGAUCUCUUAGCUUGAACCCACAGCACAUCGACAUCUAUAGUGCCAGCUGGGGACCCGAUGAUGACGGAAAGACCGUGGAUGGACCAGCAACUCUGGCCAGGCAGGCCUUUGACAAUGGCAUCCGCACGGGGAGAAAGGGCCGCGGCUCCAUCUUUGUAUGGGCUUCAGGAAACGGCGGGCGCAGCAGAGACCACUGCUCCUGUGACGGCUACACCAAUUCCAUCUACACCAUCUCCAUCUCCAGCACGGCUGAGAGCGGACGCAAGCCCUGGUAUCUGGAGGAGUGCUCGUCUACACUGACCACCACUUACAGCAGCGGGGAGAACUACGACCGAAAGAUUAUCACAACAGACCUGAGGCAUCGGUGUACAGACAGUCACACAGGGACGUCAGCCUCAGCUCCCAUGGCUGCUGCGAUAAUUGCUUUGGCCCUGGAGGCAAAUCCUCUGCUAUCAUGGAGAGACGUUCAGCAUAUCAUUGUGAAAACCUCUAGAGCCGGACACCUCAGCGCUCCUGACUGGAAGACGAAUGCUGCUGGUUACAAUGUCAGCCACCUGUAUGGUUUCGGCCUGAUGGAUGCCGAGGCGAUGGUGAAGGAGGCGGAGCGAUGGAAGCAAGUUCCCACUCAACAUGUUUGUGUGGAGAGUGCAGACCGACAAAUCAGAACCAUCCGUCCAGAGCACGUGGUUCGGUCCGUGUACAAGGCGACAGGAUGCACUGACAACCCCAACCAUCACGUGAUCUACCUGGAGCAUGUGGUCGUACGCAUCACGAUUACACACCCUCGCCGUGGGGACCUGUCAAUCAACCUGACUUCACCCUCAGGGACAAAGUCUCAGCUGCUUGCCAACAGGUUGUUUGAUCACUCCAUGGAGGGUUUUAAGAACUGGGAGUUUAUGACCACCCACUGCUGGGGAGAGAAGGCAGCUGGCGACUGGGUCCUAGAGAUCUAUGACUCACCUUCACAACUUCGCAGCCAGAAAGUGCCUGGCAAGCUAAAGGAGUGGUCACUGGUGCUGUAUGGCACCUCUGUGCACCCGUACUCAACUGGGCACAUAGAUAAGCCUCAGUUUGCAGACCUUGAUGAGGAAUUCCCAGAGGAGUACCCUGGCCCCUGUGACUCUGAAUGCAGUGAGAAUGGCUGUUGGGGUCCUGGACCCCACCACUGCAUUAACUGCCUUCAUUACUUCCUCAAGUUCAAGAACAACACCAGGAUGUGUGUAUCGGAGUGCCCCAGUGGAUUUUUCCGUGAUGAUAGGAAACGUUGCAAGAAGUGCUCCUCCUCUUGUGAGACCUGUGUUGGUAGUCGUAGUGACCAGUGCACCACAUGCAGGAGUGGUUUUAACCUCAUCGAGGGCUCCCACACGUGCGUCGCCAACUGUCCUGACGGCUUCUACCUCGACAGCGAUUCCAACAUUUUUAGGCGAUGUCAGGAGAACUGUAAGAAGUGUACAGCCUCCAAUAUCUGCACAGAAUGUAAACCUGGGAUGAGCCUUCAGGCAAACAAGUGUCAGAUGACCUGUGACGCCGGGACUUACUACAACGGCCACAGAAGGACCUGCGAACCAUGUCACCGGGCCUGUGCCACCUGCGCAGGCACAGGAGUCGAGGCGUGCACAAAGUGUGCGGACGGCUACUUACUUGAGGAUUGGCGGUGUGUUUUAACAUGCAGUCCUAGCUACUACCUGUCAGAGCAGACCUCAGACAACGGGCAGGUGCAGAGGUCCUGUAAGAAGUGUGACAGUAGCUGCUAUGAGUGCUUGGGGCCCGGGGAAAGAAACUGCAGCAGCUGCAACAGUGGUUACAAUCUGGAGGCAGGAGCCUGCGUGGUGAGCACCAUCUGCAAAGAUGCAAAUGAAGAAUCUUGGGCGGAAGGCAGCUUCUGCGUGCUCGUUAAAAAGAACAAUCUCUGCCAGAGGAAAGUGCUGCAACAACUGUGCUGCAGAACAUGCUCACAAAAGGGGUUCUUUGAUGAAGGACGCUGUGACACCCGCUGUCAGAAGGGCUGUUAUGCCGCGGGAAGACAAUGCCGCCUUUGUCACCACACCUGUCAGGAGUGUACUGAUGAGGGAGCUCAUAGCUGCACCACCUGUGACACAGAUAUGUUUGGCGUGGCCAGGUACCUCUUUCAGGGUCAGUGCCUGGAUGUCUGCCCAGAGGGGUUGUUCCAGUUUGAAGGCUCAGAAGGGAGACGGUGUGACGUGUGUCCGGCAUACUGCAUCAUCUGCACUGAAACAGAUCGCUGCCUCCAAUGCAGCCCAGGACACAAGCUCAGAAAUGGCCACUGCAUCCCACUGCAUUGCAGCACAGGUGAGGCCUCGGAUGCAGAGGAUGAAAAGUGUCUUCUUUGUGAUGACGGCUGCGCACAGUGUAAACGCAAUGAUUUGGGAGAUCAGGAGCAGGAAACUGUUUGCCUUAAAUGUGAAGAAGGUUACUACCAAUUAGGAGGCGAGUGCCAUCGGUCAUGUCCUUAUCGGACCUACAGUGUGGAAGAUGCCAUGGCGUGCGCUCCGUGUGAAGAUAAGCAAUGUGUAAUCUGUGACCAGUCCCAGUGCUACUGGUGUGAAGAUGGAUUUUAUGUCUCCGAUGGCGAGUGCGUGGAUCGUUGUGAAGAAGGUUCCUUUGUGAAUGAAAAAAGCCGGCAGUGCGAGCCUUGUCACCGCAGCUGUCGUAGCUGCCGAGGGCCACGGUACAAUGACUGUGACUCCUGCGAGGAUGGGUUUAUGCUGAGGAACGGAGAGUGUUUAGAGAGAAGCCAGCGUGCCUCUUCCCUUGAGAAACACUUCAAAAAAACUCAGUACAAACGUGAGGUGUGCCACCCCUCCUGUAAGACUUGCCUUGGUGGAGGGAAGGAGAACUGCACCACCUGCCCCCCAGACCAUUUUUUGACUGCUCGACACACUUGCGUGGCUCACUGUCCGUCUGGCAUGUUUGCCAACGUGGAGUCUGGCCAGUGUGAGGAGUGCUCACAAGGCUGUGUCAUGUGCCAGACUGCCAAUUUGUGCCAGCAGUGUCACAGUGGACUUUAUAUGGAAAACAGGAAGUGUGUGGUGGAGUGUCAGAGAGGGAUUCCUAAAGAUCUCGAAUGCCUGCCAUGUAGCACAGGGUGUGGAUCCUGUGUGGAAAGUAUCUUUCACUGUCUGAGCUGUGAGAGGCCGUACUUGCUGCUCAACAACUCCUGCGUGCUCCAGUGUCCUGAGGGUUAUUAUGCCAAUGAUACAGAAUGCUAUCACUGUCCAGCUCACUGCACUGAGUGCAAUCAGUAUGGCCUGUGCAAGAACUGUGCACCUUACUACUUUCUCCAUGAUGAUCAGUGUGUGGGUGAUUGUCCUGAUGGCUACUUUGAAAGUAUGAGCCAGCAGGAGUGUGUGCGUUGUCAUGAUGACUGUGCUUUGUGUGAUGGACCCGACAUAGAUGACUGCACUCUAUGUCAAAGUGACAAAAAUGUACGUUACAGUGGAGAAUGUCUUUCUGAGUGUCCCAGCCAAACGUAUUAUGAUGAGACCAGCAAAGAAUGCAAAGAUUGUCCCAGUUCAUGUCUGACCUGCUCAGGCUCUGAGCCUACAUCCUGUCUCACCUGUGCUGAAGGCAGGCAAAAGGAUGCCACUGGACAUUGUGUGUGGUACAGUGAAUGCUCCCCGAGCUCAUACAAGGACCAGAAUGGGAAGUGUCAACAGUGCCAUAAACACUGCCAUGGUUGUAAUGGGCCAGGCAAAGACCACUGCUUAAGCUGUAACAGCCCACACUUCUUACUACACAACACAUGCGUGCCGCAGUGUCCUGAGGGUUACUACGUUAAGGACCAGGAUGAGCGCUUGUGUGGGCGCUGCCACUUCAGCUGUAAGACGUGUACUGGCCACCACAGUGUGGAGUGUGUCACCUGUAAACCUGGAUUCUUCAAGCAGGGAGAGACCUGCGUCGAAACCUGCUCAGAGGGUCACUUUGGCAACACAGCCACCAUGGUGUGUGAGCGCUGUGACCCGUCCUGUAGCCAGUGUCAGGGUGGUGGUAGCGGAAACUGUCUGAGCUGCAGAAAGGGCUAUGUCUACAUGAAGCAGUGGGGCCAGUGCCUGCAGAGCUGCCCUCCAGGAUACUACCAAGUCAGUCAUUCCAUGAGCUGUCACAAGUGUCACCCUACCUGCAAGACCUGCAACGACAACAGCGCUUUAGCCUGUAAGUCCUGUUAUUUUGGCUACACGUUGAUGGCUACCAUGUGUACCGCCAAGUGUUCAAUAGGCUACUACGAUGCAUCAGAGGACUCAAAGUCAGAGAGCGAGAAACUCAAGUGCAGAGCGUGCCACCCGUCUUGUUUGGGCUGCCGAGGUCCCGGCAUAUGGAAAUGCACCAUGUGCCACGCGGGACAACUCCUCUCUGAUGAUGGCCGCUGCUUGACCUGUUGUGGAAAUGAGAUACGCCACAAAGAACAACAAAUCCCCAGGGAGUGCUGCAACUGCAAGUCAUCACAAUUCGAGUGCAUCUUGGAUGUCAACUUUGUGGUGCUGCAGGGGGAAGCUCAGAGCAGUGGAGCUAAAGUCUUUGCCUUCGUUUGUGUUCUCAUCAUCCUCUCUGUGGGCGGAGUGCUCUUUCUCAUCUUCAAUGCUCGGUCUAAAUCCCGUGCCGCGACACCCAAAACCAGAGCUGGAGGGUACCAGAAACUGAGCACCAAGGAAAACACUGCACCACAACCUGCCAGCUCUUCAUUUGGGGAGUACAACGACAGAAUUAUUGACGGUGACGAUGACGAAGAAGAGGAAGAUGAUGAUAUUGUGUACAUGACACAAGAUGGAACGGUGUAUAAGAAGUUCAAGUAUGGGCUCUUGGAUCAAGAUGACAUUGAACUAGAGUAUGAUGAUGAGAGCUACUCAUAUAGAUGAAGAGAGCGGACAGGGAUGGUUCUCCGUUUGAUGUUUAUUUUGCAACUUUGUUGUGCAAUGCCUUUUUUUGUAAAAGUAGAAACCG
Molecule: messenger RNA, 6260 nt
Organism: Maylandia zebra (zebra mbuna)
Lineage: Eukaryota; Metazoa; Chordata; Actinopteri; Cichliformes; Cichlidae
Gene: pcsk5b
Product: proprotein convertase subtilisin/kexin type 5b
Biological process (GO): peptide hormone processing
Cellular component (GO): Golgi membrane; trans-Golgi network
Molecular function (GO): serine-type endopeptidase activity
Source: RefSeq, a predicted model, not a curated record